This is a messenger RNA of Saccharomycopsis crataegensis, 1209 nucleotides long. RefSeq lists its product as uncharacterized. Gene Ontology annotation, biological process: microtubule-based movement; microtubule cytoskeleton organization. Gene Ontology annotation, molecular function: dynein heavy chain binding. The transcript has a single exon. Lineage: Eukaryota; Fungi; Ascomycota; Saccharomycetes; Ascoideales; Saccharomycopsidaceae. The record is from RefSeq and is a predicted model, not a curated record. Bases 1 to 1209 code for a protein of 402 amino acids. Gene Ontology annotation, cellular component: cytoplasmic dynein complex; meiotic spindle pole body.
AUGAAUCAGAACGGUAUUUGGGAAAAUAUUCUCAGAAGACAGGUCGCUGGAAGAUCAUUGCGUUCAAAGUGCUUGGUGUUAAUAACCUCCAAUAUCAAAGAUCAGCGGCGUUUCUUGGAAAGGAUUGGAGUGACGUCGUUAUCAACCAAUAAUGAUUUCGGUUGGGGUUACAUAUUUCAAGAAAUAAAGGAUACACAACAGGAUGAACUUGUAUUGAAAUUGAAUAUUCACACUGUGGUCGAUACCGGUUAUGAUAAUGAAAGAAAUGUUAAUCAUUUUGUGGAAAUGUUGAAGACUUUUGUCUUGAGCAAGUUCAGGAUGGAUGAUGUUUUGAUGAUCCCGGUUCUCAAUUGUCAUAGUGCUUCAUCUUGGAUUGGUUUUUUGGCCAAGUGGAUCAGUAUUUUUGAUAAAACUUUUGGCAAUACUGAAGAAGGUGAGAAAUUGAACACUAAAUUACUAGAGCAGUUCAAGAUUAAUUCACUUAAGUUUUUGGGAUCGAAUAUCUCGAUGGCCCCCAAUAUUGUUCUUAAAGAGUUCGAAUGUGACCAUCUUUUGGGAUGUAAGAUCCUUCUAUAUAUAGUAGGGGCUUCAGAAUUGAGCCAUGAUGGAAUCAAAGGGGAUUUUGAAUAUGCUCAACAAGCACUUAGAGUGGUGGCUCUCAAACAUGGGGGUUCGAUUGUUUUUGCGAAGGAAAACCAGUCAAAAGAUGACAAAAUUUUGUUGGGAGUUAUGGGACUAUCCUUGAGUUGUGAUUUUCUGAGUGGAGGGGAUAAUAAGGAUAAUAAAGUCGUACCGAAUGCAGUCAGUUUCGAUCAGCUAGUCAUUCCUCUUGGGUACGACUCUGUUGGAAAAAUUCUGGUUCUGGAUGAAGAGUUUGAUAUAGCUGAGUUUGCUACUGCUUGGCAAAAUUUGAUAGAUGGGAAAGAUCUGAUCAUCUUAGAAAAAUACAAGACAAAUUUUGCAAAAAAUGGUCCCGUCAAUUCUGAGUCGAAACUUUUCGAUAACAGGGAAGAUAAGGUUAUUGAUACAUCAGUGGAUACACUAUCGUUGAAUGAUUUUUUACGUUUGAAUUACAGUGCUUCUCCAAACCUCAAGAACGAAAACAGGACAAUUGAUAAAUUAACUCAGGAGUAUAGAAGCGCAAAGGAGGAUAGUCUGAAAGUUCGUGACUUUUUUGAAACUUUGAAGUUGAAGAAUAAAGAGAUAUAG